Sander lucioperca (pikeperch) is the source of this 632-nucleotide messenger RNA. RefSeq names its product trafficking protein particle complex 2-like (gene trappc2l). The coding region runs from base 82 to 501 and encodes 139 amino acids. Gene Ontology annotation, cellular component: nucleus; cytoplasm; TRAPP complex. Gene Ontology annotation, biological process: endoplasmic reticulum to Golgi vesicle-mediated transport. The record is from RefSeq and is a predicted model, not a curated record. The transcript has 5 exons. NCBI's taxonomy places the organism in Eukaryota, Metazoa, Chordata, Actinopteri, Perciformes, Percidae.
CAUGUUUCGUCUCUAUUGCCACUUUUCCAACAGUAUCUGAAUGCAGCGUGUCACCUGACAGCUCAGAGGAGGAACACUAACAUGGCGGUGUGUAUUGCAGUGAUCGCAAAAGAGAACUACCCGCUGUAUAUCCGCAGUGUGCCCACUCAAAAUGAGCUGAAGUUUCACUACACAGUACACACCUCUCUGGAUGUGGUGGAGGAGAAGAUUUCCGCAGUGGGCAAAUCUUUGGGAGACCAGAGAGAGCUGUACCUGGGGCUGCUCUAUCCCACUGAAGAUUACAAAGUAUAUGGGUAUGUUACCAACUCCAAGGUGAAAUUUGUCAUUGUUGUGGACUCAUCAAAUACAUCAUUACGGGACAAUGAAAUUAGAAGUAUGUUCAGAAAAUUACACAACUCCUUUACUGAUGUAAUGUGCAACCCAUUCCACAAUCCUGGGGACACCAUUCAGUCCAAGGCCUUCGAUGGCAUCGUAUCUGGAAUGAUGGUACAAACUGGCUGACAUCUCUUCCCCCCCCACCCACCCCCCUGAGUGUCCACUGUACAGAACACCCCUAAUCCUAUUUUUUUUGUUUACAUGUUGCCUUGAUUAUUGAAAUGCAUAAGUAAUAAAACUUUGAUUGUUGAUGCAAA